Messenger RNA from Nannizzia gypsea CBS 118893, 3927 nucleotides. Its product is annotated as ubiquitin-protein ligase E3A. Bases 1 to 3927 code for a protein of 1308 amino acids. The transcript is spliced from 3 exons. The record is from RefSeq and is a predicted model, not a curated record. Lineage: Eukaryota; Fungi; Ascomycota; Eurotiomycetes; Onygenales; Arthrodermataceae. Gene Ontology annotation, molecular function: ubiquitin-protein transferase activity.
AUGACAAGGCUGCAAGGGGUGUCGCAUGGUGACUGCGCAGCGGAAAGGACGGCUUAUCACCAUGCAAGACUGCCGCCAGGAGCGCCGGAGGUGGUCUUAAGGCAUACAGUGAAUGUUUCGGACCCUUCAAGGGUACUUUCUUGGGCUAAGGAGGAGCGCCAGCGGACCUUUAACCAUCUCGUCAAACGGUAUAAAGCGCAAUUGAUCUAUGGCUGCCAGGAACCAAACUGCAUGACCCCUACGUGUCUUAGCUUCCGCCGUCGAAAUACCAAAGCCCCGCUGCGUAGAUUUACAGACCUCAGUGCUAGAACGGUUGCAUGCUAUCUAGCGAGUCAGGAUGACGCUGAGCUAGGCCUCUGUCACUAUCCGUCUGCCGCGGUAUCGACCUCACUUGCUCCGGACACCGAGCGAAAAACCCGACAAACCAGUUCAUACCCUAUCACUGAACCCGCUCGUUCACAAUCACGUCAAAGAAGAGACACAACUCCAGGAAACAAACCAAGGAGGCCCUCCGGUUCGCCUCCGGCGACGCUAGAGACAUUACCAUCAGUCCCAGAAAGCAGUUCGAAAACAAGAAAAGAUCCAAAAUCUUUUACACAGAAUCUCUUUGACACCCUGUCGCUACGUAUGGUGGAAUGGCUACCCCUCAAACGGACGACAUCCUACGGGCCCAAACUAGAGGAUGAGACGAGACCUACUCCCCAUAAUUCAUUGCUAGAGAAUCAACCGCCUAACACUAAACGUCAAUCGCCCAGCCCCGUGUCAGCUGAUUCGGGAAGCUCAGGCUCAAAGUCUCAUUCGUCAUCUAAUCAGACUUCGCCGUCCGUGAAUCAUACCUCAUCAACACUCGAGGUCAAAGUCCAAGGUCAUCCUGUUAAACGCCUAUCACUCGAACCUUUGGAGCCACGAAAACAAUCUCAGCGUUCUUCUAUAACCGAGGACCGUUCAAAGAGCCAACGGAAGCGCUCUAAGAAUGCCUCAGUUAACAGCACACCCACGACAACCGCCAAUACCUCGCAGUCUCUCCCAUCUCCACCAGCUUUACGCCACAGAUCCCAGAAACACCGCCGCAUGGGGGAUAGCACCUCCAAAGCCAAUGCGCACGUAUCGUGGGGUGAUCAAAGUACAGUUAGAUGGCCUAGACCGGAAUCUCAUGGCGACUCGCCCACGGAGCCCACGAUAGAUACAUAUUUCCCUCUUGACCGGCAAGGCUUAGCUCCUGAAUCAAAAACGGAGGAUGCUGGCGAAGCUUCCCCGGUGCAGAGCCUCUCCCACCUGUCGGAAGAGAUUGUUGAUUCACUAGAAAAUAUCAUGUUCAAGACCGACGAUGACAAGGAAGUGUGGAAGUCUGAAAUGUCUCAGCUAGAGUCUAUGGGCCACUCUGAACCCUGGGAAUGGAAAUAUGCUACUCAUCAGCAGAGAUUGGCAUUCCCAUUCGUUGCGCAGAGCGUGUUUUACGUAUUGGGAAACCCACGGCAAUUACUAAUUUCCUUUUCAAAUGGUCACAGCAAGCAGCCUACAUCCCUACGAUUAGAUAUUAAUUCGCUAGAUGGCACCUUUAGGAAAUUGCACCGUAUAUGUCCUUGGGAGACGACGCUACACAGCUUGUGGCUCAGCAUGGAAAAACUCUUCAACCCUCCUGUAGAACUCUCUCUUCCCAAGAUGCAACGCCGCCACUGCAAAUCAUCUAGUUCAGCAACUCCUACCUCACCCAGAUUCGACCUUCCGAGAACAAACGACUACAUUCCUGAUUCCGAUGCUGCCUCUAUUGCCAUUGUUGCGUUGCUCGCCUUGUCAAGUACUAUCCCUGCCAUGGACACGCAGACAUGGCAGGCUAUCCGACAAAUCAGAGCCUCCGGGUCAGUAAUGCCGGAUGGUAUGAUGCGAACAUUUUCCAAGCCUCAAAUACAAACCAUAAUUGAAACAUCCGAUCGAUUCGAACAUGACCUAGCACUUCGUUUGCUUAAUAGGCUAGCGCGCGUUAUUUCGACCCGGCUUGCGCUCCAUGAAGUCUCCAAAGCGAAAGCGUCUCAUAUCACUGAUUUCAAAAGCAAUGAUAAAUGUGAGCUUAUAGAGCAAAUUAUUCUUUUGCUCCAGCAGUUUCACAAACCGGAAUCUAGUGAUAAUAAUAACAAGAUAUUGCUCCCCGGGGACAGGAGGACUACCACGCCCAUGGUGGUAGUAGAAUGGUUGAGGAGUGUCCUGCUGAAAGAAUGGGACGGUAAACCAGAGUUACCCAAAGCCAGUGCGGCCGGAGGCGCUUUACAACUCCUCAGCUUCCUAUAUAGGGACCGGACCAAGCUUGGGUUGCUACCAGAGGACUUCCAUACACCUUUCUUUGCAGAUCGGUUAGACCCAAUUGAUAUGCCUACUGAGUGGGUAGACCUACUCUACAACAACCGAACAAUGCACUUACUUUCCUGCUCAUUCAUAUUCCCACCAUCGGCAUUGGUCACAUAUUUCCGAGCAAUAAACCAUGCAACCAUGUCCAAGUCAUUUGAGACUGCUGUUAUUGCUUCAAAGCAUGUCACAUCUAUGGCAUUCUCCGGCACUAUCUCUGUCGAUGAUAACCUUGGCUUACUCGCUCGGCUAAGAACUGGGCUCACCAUGUUUUUUGUUAUCAGCGUUCGCCGAGACCAUGCGUUGGAAGAUGCCCUUGACCAGCUUUGGAGGCGAGAAAGGCGGGAGUUGCUACGGCCAUUGAAGGUUCGAAUGGGAAUGGAUGAUGGUGAAGAAGGCGUGGACCAAGGCGGUGUGCAGCAGGAGUUCUUUAGAAUUGCCAUGUUAGAGGCUAUGAAUCCGGCAUUUGGAAUGUUCACCAUUGACAGUCGGAGUGGCAUGUACUACUUCCAGCCUUGCUCCUUCGAGCCUCUCUACAAGUUUGAACUUUUGGGUCUUCUGGUAUCUCUUGCCAUUUACAAUGGCGUAACUUUGCCGGUGGAUUUCCCAAUAGCCUUGUACCGAAGGCUUCUCGGCCUCAAAGUGAAAAAUACAGACCAUAUCCGAGUUGGCUGGCCUGAGCUGGCCAAGGGCCUGGAUGAGCUGUUGGCUUGGGAAGACGGUGAUGUGGGGGAUAUCUUUAUGCGGACAUACGAGUUUAGCUUCAACGCCUUUGGAACAGUUGUCACAGUUGACAUGGAAAGAACCGAUAAAAACGAACCCUGGCCAGCACCGGAGAGAUAUGCUCAGUGGGAAAAAACCAAACAAAAACUGAAUGAUCAUCGUGUUGCUACUAGAAGGCUUAGCAACCAAAAUACCUCCGAAAGCGAUAACACUGUGUCUAUGUUAAAGGAGUAUUCCACUGAAUCGCGACAGUCUCCCCGAGACACGCAUGUCAUUGGUAUCUUAAAGGGUGCUCCGUCAAGACUACCGCGACACCAAGUAUCCACAGAACCGCAGCCCGAAGCUUCCACUGUGACAAAUGCUAAUCGGAAACAAUUUGUCAAAGACUACAUUUUUUGGUUGACCGACAAAUCUGUCCGUCCACAGUACGAGGCAUUCCAGCGUGGCUUUUUCACGUGCCUGGAUCGCACUGCUUUGUCUAUUUUUAAUCCUGAGGCGCUGAAAACAGUCCUUGAAGGUAUCCAGGAGAUUGACCUCGUCGAACUACAAAGACAUACCCGCUACGAGGGCGGAUGGGACGGGAAUCAUCCGAUAGUGAAAGGCUUUUGGCGCGUGGUCCUACGGUACCCCCUUGAGAAACGGCGCCAACUUUUGGAAUUCGUUACUGCCAGCGACCGAGUGCCAGUCAAUGGGAUAGGCAGCAUCUUGUUUGUCAUCCAACGAAAUGGUGUAGGCGAUAGCCGGUUGCCAACCAGCUUAACUUGUUUUGGCAGGCUUCUACUACCGGAGUACACUUCCGUGGCAGUACUUGAAGAGAAGCUAGAAAAGGCACUGGAUAACGCCAGGGGCUUCGGAGUCGCUUGA